Messenger RNA from Malus domestica (apple), 1238 nucleotides. RefSeq names its product guanylate kinase 2, chloroplastic/mitochondrial-like. Gene Ontology annotation, cellular component: cytosol. Gene Ontology annotation, molecular function: GMP kinase activity. The record is from RefSeq and is a predicted model, not a curated record. Gene Ontology annotation, biological process: purine nucleotide metabolic process. Lineage: Eukaryota; Viridiplantae; Streptophyta; Magnoliopsida; Rosales; Rosaceae.
UCCAUGCUCUGCUUCCCCAACCUCAUAUAGUGCACCCCCAUCUACCUUCCUCCCUUCUCUAUCUCCCUCUCGAUGUUUCGCAGAUUCCUCACCUCCUCUCUCUCUCGCUCUUCCCCUCCUCCCCUCCUCCUCCUCCGCCCCAAAAUCCUCCCAUCCCCGAAUUCCCUCCACCGCCCCUACCCAAAACCCACCCUCUCACUUCCCUCCAACACCCGACCCUUAUCCUCCCAAAUGGGCGACGCCCGUCGACCCGGUUCGGUUCCCAUUCCCCACAUCGAAAAAGCCGACCGCUCCGAGCUCCUCCGCGCUCUGGAGUCUUCUCUGGGAUCGGCCUUCAGCUCCGAGCCGCUCUGGCCCAGCCCAAGCCCCCUAAUUAUCGUCAUCAGCGGCCCCAGCGGCGUCGGGAAGGACGCCGUCAUAAAAAAGCUCAAGGAUUCCAACGAGAACUUGCAUUUCGUGGUAACGGCGACGACCCGCGCAAUGCGUCCCGGCGAAGUUCACGGCAAAGAUUAUUACUUUGUGAGCAAAGACGAGUUUUUGACAAUGGUGGAGAGGAACGAGCUUCUGGAGUACGCGCUGGUGUAUGGAGACUACAAGGGGAUUCCCAAACAGCAGAUUAGGGAUGAAUUGGGGAAAGGGUACGACAUCGUUUUGAGAGUCGACAUCCAGGGUGCUCAUACUCUGAGGAAGAUUCUUGGGAACUCGGCUGUUUUCAUAUUUUUGAUGGCGGAGAGUGAGGCCAAGCUUGUGGAGAGGCUGAUUGACCGGAAAACCGAGACGAAGGAAUCGCUUCUUGUGAGGGUUGCGACUGCUAGGGAGGAGGUGAAGCACGUUAAGAAUUUCGAUUAUGUGGUGGUGAAUGCGGAGGGGAGGUUGGACAAUGCGGUGAAGUUGGUGGAGUCCAUUAUCGACGCGGAGAAAGCUAAGGUGCAGCAGAAGAGUUCUGUGAUAUAGCUGUGGAGGUAAAUGUGGUAGCGGGUCGAAUUUGUGUUUUACGAGUUUAAUCUUAGUUAUAAAUUGUUCAAUUUGAAUGGAUUAGUUUCGCGUGUGGAAGAAGGCACGCUAUGAUCCAAGUUCUAAUGGUUUAUAGGAAGUUGUUUAUUUUGUAACAAUUUGAAUGUGAAUUUUAGAACCUAGGAAAAUCAACUGCUUUAAGUAGUUGCAGUUCACAGAAUCACAAUGUGCUGUUCAAGAAAUUGGAAGCAAGCUAUUAUCUUUAUUGAAGUUAUCUUUAUUAA